Caenorhabditis sp. 36 PRJEB53466 is the source of this 5419-nucleotide messenger RNA. Lineage: Eukaryota; Metazoa; Nematoda; Chromadorea; Rhabditida; Rhabditidae. The record is from the annotation of a GenBank genome assembly.
AUGAACCUGAAUAAAGAGGGACCGGCCCAGCCACAAGGAUCAUCGAACAUCGGCGGAGGACCCCGGAAACCGCCCGCUCUUCUCAUCUCAAAACCAAAUGUGAGUACUGUCGUUUUUGUGAAAAUCUGGUUACAUCAAACAAAUUCAAUGAUGAACUUUGUCUAGAUGAACUUUGUCUGCAAAUUUUGAAGAUUUUAUGAGUCAUCAUGACGUUCAAAACAACAUUUGAAAGAUCCGUUUCAUGCUCUUUAACUUUGUAGUCAAGGGUUUUCUAAAUAUCUGAAAGAGCAGCCGAAAAUCGUGAACUGCUAAGUUGUAGAGCACGUACUCUUUCCAGUCGUGUUCCGUCACCUGAUAUACAGUAGGUUAAAGUUAAUCUAGCGGAAAAAAUGCUGGAGAAAUUUUCAACUGCAACUGCAAUGUUGUAGAGCAUAAAAUUAUCUAUCGUUUGAAAAAUUGCUCAAGAUACAGUAGGAGGUCAAAGUUCGCUCAUGUAUUCUGCCCUCAAAAAAAAACAACCGUACAGCUCAUGAGGUUCUCGCGUUCUUUGCGAUUUCUCCAGGGACCUCUUGGCUCUUCCCCCAUUUGGCUGCUCUUUUUGCUCCGUAUAGUCGUACAUCGCGAUGCCGCCGCCCUCUCCUUUUGCCUCCGCCGCCGGAAAAGAAAAAAGAAAAAAGCGUGCACACACACACACACACACAAAAAAGAGAAUACUUCUACUAUUUUGGGACUGAUGGGGGAAGGCGGAGAUGGAAGAAAAAGAAGAAGAAGAAGGAGAUGAUGUAUGAUGUUUUUGACGCCGUCCCAAAAAGUCUGGUGCGGAGGAGGAUGAUCGUUUUGUAGUUGUGUGUUUUUGGGGGGGAAACCACGACUAAAACAGAUGAUGAUGGAUGAAUGGAUGCGGAGAAGAAAAAGAUGGAGCUACGGUAGAUGGAUGACGUGGCUUUGGACUUUCGGUACGACGCUCCGAUGUUCCGCAAUGCUUAGAAAAUAACGGGAAUAAAGGGAACCGUUACCUUUGCCACGUUUUCCGUACGCACGGUCUCCAGAGCUGACAAUAUGGGCGUGGCCCCGGCCAAAUGGCGUUUACAUAAAUUGAGCAGGUUUUCUCUGAUUUUUGUGGUCAACGGCGAUGAAAAGACGAUUGUUCGACAUGAAAACACGCUAAUUCUCGAGAAUUAAUGACGUUUUGGCGCAUUUUUCGCCGACUUUGCUUUUUCGCCUUCGCCGCCGAUCGCCGCCUAAAAACCGCACUUCUCAUUUCGCGCCUUCUUGACCGUUUUUAAGACAGAAUUGGUUUUGAGAAUGAGAAAUCACGUAAAUACAAGCAUUUUUUUUCUCGAACAGCGAAAAUUACUGAAAAGCAACUGAAAUUCACGCAGUUUUAGCCAAAAACCUUCAAACGGAUAAAUGCGAUUUGCGACUUGACCAAAUUUAAUGCUCUUGCGCUUAAAAAAUUCGUAAUAGCCCUAUACAAUCGGUCUAUCGAGAGACAAAUGAGAAGCUAUCGGUUUUUCGUGGCUAAUCUGGCAAAAAAACACAAAAUUGGCUGUUAACAUUUGAAUUUCGCGCCAAUGUAUCGCUCUAUUGGGCGGGGCGCACUUGCGCGCCCAUUGUCAGCUCUGGAGACCGUGGUACGAGACUCCGAUCAAAAUGAUAUUUCAGUAAAACCUAGAUUCCGAAGCAGAAGUUGCCGUGAACGCUAUUCAAACAGGACAAUUUAUCUCAGCUACCGGUAGAAAUAUCCAAAAAAAAAAAAAAAGUUGUCAACUGAUAUAAUGUUUAUUAAAACAUUGUGUCAUCUUUAUCAGUUUAGCACUUACUGAUAUCUUCAGCGGCAACUGAGAUACAUCGUUUUGAAUGGACCGCGGCAUUGGGUGGCCCAUCUAUUUCAGCACAGCCUUUUGGAACAGUAACUCAUAUAUAUAUUAUUGUUAUCCCACUUUUUCCGCUGCUCCUUUUCAAUUUCCGCUCGUCGCCCACGCCGCCCGUGCUUACUUAUGCAAAACGAAAACCGAAAAAACAGCCUGAAUACUUUUGACGGAAGGUGGUGAAGGUGGUUGAACUGCUCACUUUUUUGCAUAUAUUGUUAUAAUCAUAUAAUAUAAUCCGCAUUGACGUCAACACGCGCUUAGGGCCCUAAUCCAACUUAACUGUUGGCCUCUUUUUCGAUGAUGAUGAUGAUGAUGAUGAUGGGGGGGAAAUGGCAACAAUUUUAAUUGGUUUUUUAAUGAAAGGGAGCCAGAUAAUGAGCGGGUUGGCGGUUGAGACCAGAAGCCACGGCUUCGAAGCUUCUGUUUCGAGCCAGUGCUCGAAGCCAGCUCAUUUACGCAUCCAUCCAUCCAUCCAUCUAUCUAUCUUCUUCUUCAUUUCCCCACCACUUCCCCGUAUAUGAUAAUUAGAAAAAGAAGAAGCAGAAGCAGAAGAAGAAGAAGAAGAAGAAGAAGAAGAGUUGGGUCAUCUCCCCCUCUCCCUCCCCUUCUCACUUCAUCAUUUGGUUGUGGCCGCCCCCCCCGUUUUUUUCAUCAUUUUUCACAAACAACUACCGCUACGUCUAGUAGCUAUGAACUCGAAUUCGUCUAGUGAACAAGGUGGUGGUGAAAAUGAGAAAGCGAAACAACCGACAAUAUCUAUUACUACUACUGCUCCGAUGCGAAUCUCGUUCCAGGCAAGUAUAGCGCAUCGGACUUUGCGCGCAUAGAUCAUCGAUUCACGAGAUGAGCUCACUCGGACAGUCGCGACUCUCCGCUCCGCAAAACCCCUCUUAAACUUUGAUGCUCCAAAUAUAAUCAUCUGAGAUUCUUCUCCAAAAAUCUCUCCUCACUUUAUAUAAUUGCCGCCCUUAGAGUGUGCUCCCAAAGCGCGCAAAAAUAUCGAAUUACUGAUGGAAUUGCUCAUCAGACGGGAAAAAGGUGGGGGAGGAAAAAGACGAAGAAGAAGAAGAAGAAGAAGAAGAAGAAGAGGGAGAGGGAGAAAAAGCCCAAAAAAUGAGACAUUAUUGCAGUGUCCAUUGAUAUGCGAGCAAGGACCGUCGAUUCCGUCGUCGCCGACAGUGCUCUCCAGUGCGCAGGAUCUGAUGAACGCGGAUAUUAUGCAGAGGAUUCAGAUGGUGAGUGGACACUUUGCAAUCGAUUGGAAUUCACAGAUUUUUGAUAUGUCUUCUAGUUAUCUCGAAAUGAUCGAAGUCGAGGCGUGUUCUUAACUUAUUUCGCCCUUUCUGCUAGUUUCAUGUUUCCAAGUUGCAACUGACACAUUGGACGGUUUGCAACCACUUUUUCCUCUUGUUUGCAAAAUAGGAAAAAGAGUCAGCUGACUUGAAGUUAUUUGUAACCUAGAAUUUCAUUCGGUAAUGAACUUUUCGACAAAGACAACAUUUUCGAGUCCGAAUCAGAAACAAUUAGAUCAUGUUCCUUACUCCACUCAAAACACAACUCAAAAUAACAGAAUACCACGAAGAAACCAGGGCCGUUGGAAAGUUUUCCUUUGUUUUACCGAUUUUUAAUGUUAUUUUAGGUAGAAAAUGACUGUCAAUAUAACCAAUCGAGUUAAAAAAAAGCGUCAAACACAGACCGAAAACUGGUCGGGCCGAUGGACAUUUUCCUACGGCCCGGACCGUGACAACUACGUGAAAAACUCUCUCCACUGAUUGCAGUUCUCCUCUCAAUUCGACGGCGCCCGUCUCUCGCCCAACUACGCGACGUCGGAUCUCGGCUCGUCGGCCCGCUCGAGCUUCUCCACCUCCUCCUGGAUGGCCUACCGCGAUCGGAGCGUCGAUUUCGAGGAGGCCGGCAAAGAAUUGAUCUCGCCGUUCGACUGUGACACUGCGUGUUCCGUCUCGCCCGCAUUCUCCUUGUCGCCCAACUCGUUCAAUCAUUUCUCGUACGUUUUUCUCUAAUUGUGUAAAGCGUAAACUGCCUAUUAUGCGAACUUUAUCUGGGAAGUUUUUCCUCAAAAAUAGCUCCUUUAUACCUAUAAUUUCUCGGCACGUGGGUGUCUCAACUCUCGCAAAUACAUCGUUUCACUUCCAGAUUCGAUGCUCGAAGUGUGUCCUCUUUAGGGCAGAGCACGAGCAAUCUGCAUCACCUGCUGGCCGUCGGAGCGUAUGAGCUGUCCAGGUGAAUGCCACGACACGAAUCAACACAAACUGAUGUGGAUUUAGGGAGCGAAGUAGGUCGGAGAGCGAUAUGCAGCCCGCGCAGGACGAUGCGCGCCUCCUCGCCAACUCGACCAUCUCGGUGCCGUGCUACACGAAAAAGCCGAUUCAUAAGUUCGGCGGGGAGAUCAAGCGGAGCAGUAGUACACCGCCGCCGACCACGAACGAACGCGAUGAGAUUGAACAGCAGCUGCGACCCACGUCGGGGCUCGAGAACAAAGACGAUUUGGAGGCUGUAAGGGCGAAGGGUGGUCUAGAAAACGAAAGGAAGAAUUGUAUUGUAGGCGAACACAAUUGUAAGCAACUGGGCUCGCGAUCAAAUCUUCGCCAUGCAAAAUGCGAACAUGUUGAGCACUUUGUUGAGUGCUCAGUCUCAAUCUCACUCUCACUCUCACUCGCAAUCACUGAGCCCCCAACCGUGCGGAUCCACGGAAGAUUGCUCACUCGUCGUCCCGGCGCCCGUGAAAGUUGUGCCGAAGAAAGAUGAGGAGGGGAGCCGGUCGAAGCAGAUGCAGUACACGUGCACGUUAUGCGGACAGGUAUUCGGACUGUCCCAUAUUUAAUCGUCCGCUCAAAAAUGCCGAUUCCAGGCGUUCGCCGUACACGACCGUCUCGCCAAACACAUCGCCUCGAGGCAUCGUCAACGCAGUUGCACACUUGACGACGCGUCGAAAGUGCACAAGUGCAAUAUGUGCUCGAAGAGCUUCUCAAGGAGUGACAUGCUCACUAGGCACAUGCGAUUGCACACGGGCGCCAAGCCGUACAGCUGUCCGACGUGUAAUCAAGUUUUCUCGCGCUCCGAUCACUUGUCGACGCAUUUGCGAACGCACACCGGCGAGAAGCCCUACGCGUGUCCGUUGUGCUCCUAUUCGGCGGUGAGUUUCGCGAGGGGUUGAAGAGAGAAGACUUCUAAACGAAUACUGACAAAAACCUACAAUAUCGAAACAUUUUCAGAGCCGUCGUGACAUGAUCUCCCGUCACAUGCGCACCCACUCGAUGACCGACGACGUCUCCACACCCAUCUCGCAACUUUCAAUCCGAAGCGCCAGUACCUCGCCGCUCCCACCGAAGAUCGGCUCCACAGUUGUCGAGAUCGGAUCCGGCGAGCUGUCCGCCUUCAAACCGAUCUUUUCGGGAAGCAACCACCUCUCGGUGUCCUCUCCGUUCCAGUCUCUCUCGCUCUCGACGCCCCCGUCUCCGUCGGGAUUCCCUCCGAUCCUCCUCAAUCGGCAGUCCUCGUUCGACCAUUCCACGCCCACCACUUGA